Messenger RNA from Spinacia oleracea (spinach), 1146 nucleotides. RefSeq lists its product as uncharacterized. Bases 593 to 886 code for a protein of 97 amino acids. Lineage: Eukaryota; Viridiplantae; Streptophyta; Magnoliopsida; Caryophyllales; Amaranthaceae. The transcript has 6 exons. The record is from RefSeq and is a predicted model, not a curated record.
GUAUUAAAUGCUGCAACUCAGAAUAUUUGCAACCUUCACCUGUCGAGUUUGCUGCAAUUCAAGACAAAAAUUUCGCAAUAUUCAAUUCCCAAUCUUAUCUUCUCAACCCACCACGCACAGAUCUAGAAUUUCAAAAAUUAAAAAUAUCAGAGACUUCUUCAUCAGAUCCGUUUUACACAAAUCUUCGCCGGAAUCUCCAUAGCCAUGCCUCCUUCUACACAAAUCUUAUCGCCGAUGCUUCUUCAUCUUUGAUCCGUUCCUUCGCCGGAAAGGUUUCCUGCUCCGCCGGAAAGGUUUCCUGCUCGCAGCUCGCUCCUCCGCUUCUUCACCGCGGGUAACUACGUACCUUCCUCUUCUCCUCUGCUCCACCGCCUGUAACACCGCCUUGUAACAUCGGAAAAGGACCCCUCGCUGGUAUUGCUAGUUUCUUGAACCAAAUCAUCCAUUUGACCUAUCAAGGCGUGAGUUCUUCUACUAGGAAUCAUUGGGUUCUUAUCGUCCUUGAUCUUGUCUUUGGCCUAGCAUACGUGUUUGAUUCUGCCACUCCUCCCCCUCCCGAGACACGGAAGUUAGAAGGGUCAAUUGUACACAAAUGGCAUAUAGAAUUUAUUGGACUAAUCUUGAAAAUGACAAACGGAAGAUUAAGUCACAAAAGUUACGAUUCAUACAGAUGAAGUGUGCUCAACAAGUUGAUGCAGUGGAUAGUGGUUAUUAUGUGAUGAAAUACAUGCAUGAUGUUGUCACAGUAUACAAUGAAUACAAGGAUAAUUUGUCUGAGGGUUAUGUACAAAGAGAAAUUCCAUAUUCUGAUGAGGAGUUACAAGAAACUCGAGAACAAUGGGCAAAGUAUUUUAAGGACAACUAUUUGAUGGAUGCCGGCGAAUGAGUUUGUUGUCUAGUAAUGUUAUGUUUUAUGUUUUUGUUAUGUGUUGGAUGUGACGUUGGAUGCUACUUGGAGCAUAUAUAUGGUUGUUGGAACAUAUAUGUAUGUUAUGUCUUAGAUACAGGUCUUUAUAAAUUCCCGUUUUGUCCGGGUUUCGCAAAUUACAAGGGAAACUAUGGCAAAAUUUUUGCAACCUAUUAAACUAUUUAUAAUGUUUUUAUUAUAAUUUUUUGUCAAAAUAAUAGGAUUGUCCAAGCAUAAAU